Messenger RNA from Mastomys coucha (southern multimammate mouse), 342 nucleotides. Its product is annotated as secretoglobin family 2B member 2-like. The record is from RefSeq and is a predicted model, not a curated record. The transcript has 3 exons. Lineage: Eukaryota; Metazoa; Chordata; Mammalia; Rodentia; Muridae. Bases 1 to 342 code for a protein of 113 amino acids.
AUGAAGGGAACACUUCUUCUGCUGGCCUUGUUGGUGACUGGAGAGCUGGGCUUCCAGACAACAGAAGCAUGUAUUCCUUUCUUCGGUGUCUAUUUGAGUGUUGUCUCUGGAAGCAGGGAAUGGUUGCACCAUGAACUUAAGGAAUUGGAUUCUACUGUUGAGGAAAAAGUGGCCUUUGAAAAAAUCCAGGACUGCUACGAAGAGGCAGGAACAAAAGCUAAAAGUCAGGAUGUCCAAUUUAUGGCAAGCAUGCUCUUCAGCUCAGAAUGCAAGACAUACUAUACCAAAGAAGUCAUAUCAGAAAUUACGACUAUAUUUACUGAGUCACAGUUGCUUUAUUAG